AUGAAGCGGUUCAUGGCCAUGUUAAGCAGGAAUAAAAACAAGGAUCCCCCUCCCACCAAGCUGCUGGAUCUAGCAGGACAGCUUUGCCAGGACCUCCAGAGCUCGUCUCCUCAUCUGGAGAAGCUGGUUGAGGCCAUUCUGGGAUGCAAACACAAGAUACAUUUUCUCACUAACAUCCACAUUGUCCGAGCUUGUGUGUUUGUUCAUAUCCGUAACAGGCAGCAUGACACAGCCUGCAAGCUCCUGGAGUGUUGCAAGGCAGAAGAGAAGGAGGAGCUGGUACAGCUUUGGCAUGAGAUUCACUACCAGAGAGUUAUGGAGAAACACCACACAGAUUUUCUGACACCACUGCAGAAAUUCCGCUGCAGAAAGAGGAAUCCCCCACCUGUUUCCCUUUGUCCUGAAGGUUUGAAGAGUCGCAACUAUUCAGAUGAAGUACGCCAGCAGUUGCACAGGUUUGCUGCAGAGGUCACAACAAACCCAAACAAGAAGCAGCGGGAGAGGCUGGCUCAGGACAUGAACCUGCAGCCAAAUCAGGUCUAUAAUUGGUUUGCAAAUUAUCGACGGCGUCAAAAAUCCUCCCUCCUUCGUUUGGAAAAGCUCAACAACAUGUGUUCUGAGAGGGCUUUGUCUUACCACACAAAGGAGCAGCAGGAUAAAGGAUCUUAUGCUUCACAAACUGCAGAUGGAUCUCAUGUAGACAUCAGCUCUGAGCAAAUGGAGAUAACCCUCACGCCCUGUGACCCAGGGUGGGAGCAGUCAGCUGCAGAUCUGGAUAAGCCUCCUGAAGGAACGUAUUUAAAGAUGCUGGAAUCCAGUUCCUGUCAGACUAUGUUUGGCAAGCCUCAUUGCCCACCUGUUUCUGCACCCUUCAUGGAAGAAAGCCAAGCCUUGGGACAAAGCCAGGUCCUGGAGGAUCCAGCUGGUGACCCGUUGACCAACGACACGUUCUGGGCAGCGUGGCUGCUGUUCGAAUUCUCGGCCGGGAGACGGAUGUGA
This is a messenger RNA of Colius striatus (speckled mousebird), 999 nucleotides long. It is a transcript of the gene ANHX, whose product is annotated as anomalous homeobox. Gene Ontology annotation, cellular component: transcription regulator complex; nucleus. Gene Ontology annotation, biological process: regulation of transcription by RNA polymerase II. NCBI's taxonomy places the organism in Eukaryota, Metazoa, Chordata, Aves, Coliiformes, Coliidae. The transcript is spliced from 7 exons. The record is from RefSeq and is a predicted model, not a curated record. Gene Ontology annotation, molecular function: RNA polymerase II cis-regulatory region sequence-specific DNA binding; DNA-binding transcription factor activity, RNA polymerase II-specific. Bases 1 to 999 code for a protein of 332 amino acids.